This is a messenger RNA of Mollisia scopiformis, 1118 nucleotides long. RefSeq lists its product as uncharacterized. The transcript has 3 exons. The coding region runs from base 120 to 1118 and encodes 332 amino acids. The record is from RefSeq and is a predicted model, not a curated record. Lineage: Eukaryota; Fungi; Ascomycota; Leotiomycetes; Helotiales; Mollisiaceae.
CUUUCAACCCUUUCUCUGGGGACAACGGUUCUGUCUGGGAUACGAGAAAGAAUUCAAAAGUGCCUUUCAAGAAUUGUUCUGGACAGCAUCAACAACGAUCAGGCGCCAGCGCAAUCACAAUGCACAGGCCUAAAACAUUCCAUCCGCCUUGGAUCGACUUCUUUACAAGACCCUGUCCGUAUUACAUUAAGCAGCAUACAACGUUCCCCAAAUUCCCACUCUUACCGAAAGAGAUACAACUAAUGGUCUGGGCACACAUAAAGCCCAAGCCUCGCGCUGUUUACAUAGGAAUUGAGACCUGGAACCACCUCCAAGCUCUGGCAGGUGAUCCUUUGGAAGGUACCAUUCGUCUGGCACAAAUGCCGCCGGCAGUACUUAGAGCUACCUUCGAGGCUCGAUGUGCAGGACUUAAGAUCUAUCAACCAUUCCUAGACGUACUUCUGGGACAAGGUACUUCUUGUGUGUACUUCAAUUUCGACCUCGAUUACUUGCAAAUCAGUCUCGAUGCCUUUGAAUUGAUUUGCUGGGCUUACGCUCACAUUCACAUUGAGGACAAUCAACUCCCCAUGAUCAAGAGAUUGGUUGUCAACAUGCAAAAUAUAAAGCUUGGAGAGAAUUCCCUAGUAAAUAUCUGCAAGCACUUCUCCGGUCUCACGAAGCUUUAUAUCAUUGAAGCAGACACCGAAUACACGAAGGAGGGUGUGCCAUACACGUACCACCCCAAGCAAAAGUCUUUUAGACACGAUUGGACCAAGUUGCGCCGUCAGAUCAAAGCACCAAUUCCGUUUGUGCGAGAUCGACUGACGGAUUGGAGCCCACCGAUUCUUAUCAUUGGAUCACGAUCGCAAUGGAAAUGGAGGAGAGCAAGAGCAGAGCAAAGAAAAGAGUUUAUCUUGCAACGAGAAAGAACUGCUGGAGGAGACAUGGAUUGGAAGCCGACAGCCACUUUCCCUCGCCUUGAUUAUGUGCCAAUGUAUCAGGUAGCUGAUCCGAAGGUUACGUACAAUUUGGCCAUCGAGCCAGCACCAGAAGAAAAAAGGCGCUCAAAAGACUUGGUGACGGCUAAUAUUCUUUACGAUUGCGAGGGUUGGAGUGAGGGCGAGGAAAUGGAAAUUUGA